AUGUGGUACAAAAAUAUUCAAGGCACUCAAGGCAUUCAAGAUGAGGAUCUUUCGCCCAAAAUGUGGGACGAAGUAUAUAUUAGCGUUGUCAAAUGCCUUUUCCUGUGUGUAAUAUAUCCCACCCAAGAUGAAAUAAAAGAGUCCCUCAAGGACUACUUGAAUGAAAAGUUUCCUGAAUUUAUGGCGAUCCCUGAAUUCAUGGCGAACUUAAGUGCUAACGAUUUUGCAAACCAGUUCCAUGGUGUAUG
This is a messenger RNA of Racocetra persica, 248 nucleotides long. Lineage: Eukaryota; Fungi; Glomeromycota; Glomeromycetes; Diversisporales; Gigasporaceae. The record is from the annotation of a GenBank genome assembly.